Nicotiana attenuata is the source of this 831-nucleotide messenger RNA. RefSeq lists its product as uncharacterized. The coding region runs from base 68 to 475 and encodes 135 amino acids. The transcript has a single exon. The record is from RefSeq and is a predicted model, not a curated record. NCBI's taxonomy places the organism in Eukaryota, Viridiplantae, Streptophyta, Magnoliopsida, Solanales, Solanaceae.
AAACCAAACCUAUACUUGUACUCUAUUAGUUCCUCAUUCCUUAACAAACACAGCAUAUAGCAAAGCAAUGGGAAAUUGCAUAGUUUUGCAACAAAAGGUUGUCAAAGUAAUGAAAACAAAUGGGAAAGUCCUUGAAUAUAAACCUCUGAUGAAGAAAGACAAUGAAGUGUUAACUCCAGUAUCAGAGUCACCAACAAAAGUACCUGUCAAAAAGAAGGUUACCUUUGCAGAUGAAGUUAAGGAAAGUAGCAAAAAAGGUUCGGAUCAGGUUUUGAGGAUUAAGCUUGUCAUCAGUAAGAAAGAGUUGCAAGCUCUUUUGAUUGAAGGAGCAGUUGAUGGAAUGGUUCAAUAUCCACUUCAGAAAGAACGCAACUCCAAUAUUGAGAUGAUCAAGAGUGAUGAGUUCACUGAUGAUGACAAUGAUUGUAGUAUAGGAUGGAAGCCUGCUUUAGAUACUAUACCUGUAUUAGACUAGCUUAUUAGUGAAGGGGAGCCUUGGAGCAACGGUAAAGUUGUCUCCGUGUGACCUAAAGGUCACGGGUUCGAACCGUGGAAGCAGCCUAAUGACUGCAUUAGGGUAGAUUGUCUACAUCAUAUCCCUCGGGUGUCGCCCUUCGCCAGACCAUGUGUGAGCACGGAAUGCCUCGUGUACCGGGCUGCCUUUUAUACUAGCUUGUUAGUCUUCUUUGGGUUUUAGUUUCCCAUUUUGUGAACUUGUAAUAUAACUAUAUUCAACUAUGGUAACAUGCUAAGAACCAGAGAGGUACAAAGAAAACAGGUACUACUGUUUUAGUUUCUUCUCAUAGAUGAACAGAAGUACUUCUUUUCUUA